AAGUAGAUUUCUCUGAUUAAAAAAAUCAAAAUAGAAACAUCACUGCAAAAGCAUGUAGAAGUCUAUACAGUCUAAAGUCUAGUCCUAGUACUGUCUAGAUCCAUAAAACUAUAUUAUUAUUUAAUAUAGAUCUAGAUUCUAAGUCUAGAUCAAAUCAACAUUUUGCAUUUUUUAAUCAAACACAGUGUUUGGUAAAAUGCAGACAUCUCAGCAGCAGCAUGUUCCAGCAUCUGUCUAUUCAGAGUUUAGAACAGAUGGGCUCUCUAAACUGGACACUGAUAAUAAUGAUGAGAUAAAAAGCAAUGGACGAAUAAACUGGAAUCAAUUUAGAAGUGCCUGUGCUUUAAUACCGGUACCAGUAAAAAAUGAACAUGAAAUAUUUUUGCAACACAAGGUGGAAAAUGAGUUCACAGUGUUUAGGAAAAUAGCAUACAAAGUUACUGGUCGCCAUUAUGAUAUACCACAGGGACAUUGUGCCAUUAUUGCAUAUUCUAAGUCACCAGACCCAUCAGAGCCUGCUGUAGCCAUUGGAGCUAUCUCAUAUUGGAUUGCAACAAAGGAAACGAGUAGGUCUCAUCACCAUUCUGAUCAUUUUAUGAAUGAUUGUUUUCACAAGAUCUCCUUUUUAUUUGUGGAAAAAAUUCAUCAGAGGAAGGGUGUAGGCAGACGUCUUGUGAAUGAAGCCAUACAUGAAAUGAAAAACAGUGGAAUUAAUCAGCCCAUUCACUUAGAAGGAGCUAAGUCAGCUCUUAAGUUUUUCAAGAAAAUUGGAUUUGUCUCCUGCAGUAAAUUAAGAAGAGAUGUUGCUUAUCACCACUCUAUUUUUAACAAUUGUGUUAAUAUGUAUUAUGCACUGUAACAAAAUUAUAGGUUAUUGUUUCCCACAUUGUCAUGAGUAGAAUAGUAUCUGUUGAUAUGUUGACAAGUUCAUACUUCCCUUUUUCAUGUUGCUAAGGUUAUUUAUAUUCCAAUUGCCUCAGGACAGGAAUUUUUUUUAACAAUGGUUUUAUACUAUAUUUUUAAAUGUACAAAAUUUUUAUUUACUUUCACAUUAAUUGUCUUGACACAAUCCUGUUUCUUUCAUUAAUUGAUAACCACUUUUUUUAAAAUCUCAACUUCAUUAUGUUGAAAGCUCAUGCUUUCAACUUUUAGUAGUUGCAAUUGAAUGUCACUAGCUUUUUUUCUAAUAGUUUUAAAAUUUUAGUAGAAAAUAAUAAAUAAUGCUGAUUUGGCCUCAGUAUAGUAUUACAUAAAUGUUACAUAUAUUUUCAUAGAUUAUGGAAGUAUUUAAGAUUGAGAGUAAUGAUAUGUUGUACAUAAUAAAGACAAAAUUAUUUGAAAAUGUUAGAAAUUUAUAUAUAUUUAUUUAGUUUUCAUAAUGACUAAGACAAAUAGUUGUUAUCUAUUCUGUGAAUUUAGUUUGAUCUGAUGUGUUUAUUUUUUAAGUUGUAAAUUUACUUAAACUAGUAAAUAACAUUACAAAUUAAAAAACAAAUGUGUACAUUGUAUUUUAUGUUCAAUGUGAAAUAAGUUGUGAAAUUUUAAAAAAUAUUGAAAUAGAAAGAUUGUCACCAUGAAUAAAUGUUUGAGACUUUAUUGGCUACAUUAAAUUGCAGUUUUUUUUAAUCUUAUUUGAAAUAAUCAAGUGCAGCGUUGUGCAAUUUAACUUUUUUUUUUUUUUUUUUUGCUUUUAUUUAUUUUUCCCCACACAAUAACAACAAAA
Messenger RNA from Biomphalaria glabrata, 1723 nucleotides. RefSeq lists its product as uncharacterized. The transcript is spliced from 4 exons. Bases 197 to 859 code for a protein of 220 amino acids. Gene Ontology annotation, molecular function: acyltransferase activity, transferring groups other than amino-acyl groups. NCBI's taxonomy places the organism in Eukaryota, Metazoa, Mollusca, Gastropoda, Planorbidae. The record is from RefSeq and is a predicted model, not a curated record.